Messenger RNA from Paramacrobiotus metropolitanus, 1472 nucleotides. Its product is annotated as peptidyl-glycine alpha-amidating monooxygenase-like. The transcript is spliced from 7 exons. Gene Ontology annotation, biological process: peptide metabolic process. Gene Ontology annotation, cellular component: membrane; extracellular region. Gene Ontology annotation, molecular function: catalytic activity; protein binding. Lineage: Eukaryota; Metazoa; Tardigrada; Eutardigrada; Parachela; Macrobiotidae. The record is from RefSeq and is a predicted model, not a curated record. The coding region runs from base 132 to 1265 and encodes 377 amino acids.
AUCUGCUGCUGUGCUGCGGAAAGAGCGAGCGAGAGUCCCGUGUUCUUGUACAGGAAACAAUAUUAUCCUGCCUGAAUUUCCCACUGUUUAAUCGCCAUUUACGUUCUUCUUGCUUUCCAUACACCACCAAUAUGGCAAUCUUAAGCCCGGUGACCUUUACACAAUGGGUACUAAUUGUGGCGGCGGUGAUGGGACUGGUGUGUGCGGUGAAGGAUGGCGCGGAGUUUGAUGAGAAUGAGGAAGAUGUCGAUGCUGGAGCGGAUGAUAACAAGGUGGAAAACCGCGGUGCCGGUGUAUGGCCGCUUCGGGGUGCGUUUGGGGAUGUCAGCAGUGUGGCCGUGCAUCCGAACGGGGAAUUAUUCCUGCUUCAUCGCGGUCCCAAUGCAUGGCUAGCGACCACGUUCAACGAAUCCAAUGUCUACCAGGAAUUCGAGCGUGGCCCCAUCGAGGCCGAUGUGCUGAUUGGUGUAAGUCCUAACACCGGCGAGGAACUGCACCGCUGGGGGCGAAACAGAUUUUACCUUCCUCACGGAUUGACCAUCGAUGCAGACGGAAAUUUCUGGAUUACCGAUGUUGCUUUACAUCAGGUCUUUAAAGUGGAUCCGGUGUCAUUGGAGUUGACGCUAACAUUGGGCGAAGCCGGAGUGCCCGGAUCAGAUAAGAAUCACUUUUGCAAACCAACUGAUGUGGCGGUUACGUCCACUGGCGAUUUUUUCGUAUCGGACGGGUACUGUAACUCACGGAUCAUGAAGUUCGACAGUAAGGGUAAUUACCUAUUGGAAUUCGGCCGCCCAUCCGACCCGUCGACCAUUCCGGCACCGGCUGACGGGCUGAAUAUUCCGCACAGUCUGGCGCUGAUUCCCAAAUACGACUUGAUCUGUGUAGCCAACCGCGAAGACGAAAAGAUCCAGUGCUUCACGGCUGGUCUACAGGGUGACGUCUCAGCUGGACAAAUGGUCCAACAGAUCGCCCAUCCGGCACUGUCACGUGUCUUUGCCAUUGAUUAUUCCGUACCAUUGAACAAGCUGUACGCCGUGAACGGUGUCGGUUUCUCCCUGGAAGACAAGCCUAUGAGCAUUUUCAGCAUUGACCUGGCCAGCAACGCCAUUAGCUCGUGGAAUCCAGCGGAAGACGGCGUCGACAUGGUGGCGCCACACGACAUUGCCCUGUCGCCCAACGGACAGUACAUCUUCGUCGCCGAUAUGGCACCGCAGCCGACCAUCUGGAAGUUCGACAACAGCGACUACGAUCCGCGCAAAGAAUAACAUGAGCCCAUGCACGCACGCCCUUCAGCUGUAGUUAAUUAGAUGGAUAAAAACCAUUACACAGCAUUAUGUCAACAAUACACACGUGAUGAAGAGAGAUUCUAUCCAAUUUUUAUGCGUUUCAUAUUGAUAAUCCAUUUUCAUUGUUGCCGGUCGCUCUCGUGUUUCGGGAAAUUAAUAAUAAAUAUGAUUAAAUUAGGAAGGUCG